Molecule: messenger RNA, 609 nt
Organism: Acytostelium subglobosum LB1
Lineage: Eukaryota; Evosea; Eumycetozoa; Acytosteliales; Acytosteliaceae
Exons: 2
Coding region: 1-609 (202 amino acids)
Biological process (GO): glutathione metabolic process
Molecular function (GO): glutathione transferase activity
Source: RefSeq, a predicted model, not a curated record
AUGACUAUUCCAACAUACAACUAUUUUGAUGGCCGUUCCCGUGGUGAGGUCUCCAGACUCUUGUUCGCUUAUGGCGGUACCAAGUAUGUUGACACUCGUGACCCAUUCCCAAUGCAGGAUGCUUUGAGAGAGAAGACUCCAUUUGGCCAAGUACCAUACUAUGUUGAUGAUGAGGUGCAGAUUGCUCAAUCAGUUGCCAUCGAGUUCUACCUUGCUGACAAACUCGGACUUGCCGGCUCGACCACCGCCGAACGUGCACAGAUCCUACAAUACACACUGCUGCCAAACGAUUUGUACGGACCAUACUUCCAGGCAUUCGGACCACAGAACCAGGAGGCUCUGAAGAAGUUCGCCACUGAGACUGCCCCACGUCUGUUCACCAAGCUCGAGGCACUCCUUGUCAAGGCAGGCGGCAAGCACUUGGUCAACAACAAGUUGUCAUGGGCUGAUAUCAGCAUCUUCAACUUGCUCGACUUCUUCCACCAACAACCAGGUAACCUUGUUGAAGCACUCAAUGGAUUCCCAGUCCUAUUAGCCUUCCACAAGCAAAUCGGAUCCAUUCCACAGUUUGUUGAGUACUUGAACAACCGUCCAAAGACUAUGUUCUAA